Messenger RNA from Chironomus riparius, 328 nucleotides. The record is from the annotation of a GenBank genome assembly. Lineage: Eukaryota; Metazoa; Arthropoda; Insecta; Diptera; Chironomidae.
CUGUAAUCGACAAACAUGAAUAAAGUGAUUUUGUUAACAUUUUUGGUUGUUGCAUUUGUUGCUGUUAUUAGCGAAGCAAAAGGAACAAAAGCUCCGAAGCAAGAAGGAGAAGGAGGAGGCACAGAACCAACUGGUGAUUCCAUUCCAAAAGGUCCAAAGAGACAAGGAGGUGGUAAAGGAGGUAAAAGAUCAAAGCCAACAAAAUCUCUACCAGUUUCACCAGGGGAGAAAUAAGGCACAAUGUCUUUAAGUUCUUAAUAAAAAUAAUUAGCCAUCAAUUGAUCGUCAUGUUCUCCUUUAAAUGCUACAAAAAUAAUAAAGUUUCGAG